This is a messenger RNA of Hippoglossus stenolepis (Pacific halibut), 9756 nucleotides long. Its product is annotated as sodium- and chloride-dependent creatine transporter 1-like. The record is from RefSeq and is a predicted model, not a curated record. NCBI's taxonomy places the organism in Eukaryota, Metazoa, Chordata, Actinopteri, Pleuronectiformes, Pleuronectidae. Gene Ontology annotation, biological process: sodium ion transmembrane transport. Gene Ontology annotation, cellular component: membrane.
UAAGUCGCGGCUCAAAGGGACGCAGCUGCAGAUUUUAAACGUCCCGUUAUCGUCCCGUCAAUCCGCUCAUUGCACCAGGAACCGUUCAGCUGCCUCCGGACGUCUUCACCUCCUUCUGCCUUUUUUCCUCCUUCUUCAUCUAAUUCCUCCUCCUCGGAUGGGGUCGCCUCCAUUCCUCCACCGCCUGCACCGUCCGCCCGCCGCCCUCCGCCGGGACUGAAGCCGCUCGCAGUGAGUAGCAGGACGGUGUCCUCUCCGUCCUCUCUGUCCUCUCCGUCCCUCCGGCCUCUGUCUCCUCCGUGACUCUCUGUUCUGAUGCGAUUCUUCAGACUCACAUUCAAGUGUUUCGUGGAUUGUUUUUGAAGGUCGUCGUCUGAGUGUCGGUGUAACAGCCGUUAUCUUUAUUUUCAACGUUUUAUUCUGUCAUUUCACCUGCGAGAGGGGAACGAAACCUUCGUCUUUACUGUAAGAAUUUGUGUUUUUCUACUUUGAAUCUGAAGAAUCGAUCAAUAAAGCAUCAGACUCAGGCUCCACUUGAUAUUAAUCACAUCACCAGUGCAGCAGAGACUCUGACCAAACUGAAUUUACACUCAAACAGAAGAACUGAGUGAAAGUGAAGCAGGUUCUUCUCUGGUUUGAAACUGGGACUGAAAGAAGAAUCAAAGUGAUCCUUCACUGAAGAGACCAGCGAACAUCCACCAGGAUUAAAACAGCUGAGAGGAGCCCAGGUGUUUCUGUGGACUGCUCCUUUACUGACUGAUUUCACAGGACAAAACAUCAUCGGAAUCCAAGGUAACCAAGUAUACACACAAACCCCCUGACACCUGGUUCCUCUCGGUUCCUUCCUGGUUUGUGGACUAGUUUGUGGACUGGUUCCUGAGUAAGUCCUGCCUGGUUGUGGCCUAGUUCCUGCUUGAUUCCCGCCUGGUUUGCAGUCUGGUUCCUGCCUGGUUCCUUCCUGGUUUGCAGUCUGGUUCCUGCCUGGUUCCUUCCUGGUUUGCAGUCUGGUUCCUGCCUGGUUCCUUCCUGGUUUGCAGUCUGGUUCCUGCCUGGUUCCUUCCUGGUUUGUGGACUGGUUCCUGCCUGGUUCCUGCUCUGAGGGAUGGAGAAGCAGACCCUUCCAGCCUCCUCCUGCUCGCUGGUUCUCCUGGAGGAGACCAAAAAGAGCCCCCUUCUUAUGUCCAAUGGUGGCGGUGGCGGUCACCCCCCUGCGGCAGCUGCUAAUGUCAGCCUCGUGGAAGGUUCUGGAGAUGGUGGCGGUGGAGCUUGUGUUGGUCUGGACAAGAAAGGAGGCGUGGUCACGAGGCCUCAGCCAGGAUCUGAGCGUGAAACAUGGACACGGCAGAUGGACUUCAUCAUGUCCUGCGUUGGAUUCGCUGUGGGACUCGGCAACGUGUGGAUUCCGUACCUGUGCUACAAGAACGGAGGAGGCGUCUUCCUGAUCCCGUACAUGCUCAUCGUCUUUGUCGGUGGAAUCCCCAUCUUUUUCCUGGAGAUCGCUCUGGGACAGUUCAUGAAGGCCGGCAGCAUCAAUGUCUGGAACAUCGCUCCGCUCUUUAAAGGUCUCGGUUACGCCUCCAUGGUGAUCGUGUUUUUCUGUAACACCUACUACAUCAUGGUGUUGACCUGGGGCUUCUACUACCUGAUAAAGUCUUUUAACUCCGUCCUCCCGUGGUCCACCUGUGACAACAUAUGGAACACGCCCACCUGCAUCGAGACCUUUCAUCAUCAGCAAUGCAGAAACGGCAGCCUCGCCAACACCACCAUCGUCAACAACAUGACCUGUGCCGACCUGGCGACCUCGCGAUCGCCCGUCAUUGAGUUCUGGGAGAACAAGGUGCUGAACAUCUCGCCGGGUCUGGAUGUACCUGGGAGCUUUCACUGGGAGCUCAUGCUGUGUCUGAUGUUCGUCUGGGUUCUUGUUUACUUCUGCGUCUGGAAGGGAGUCAAAUCCACCGGGAAGAUUGUGUACGUCACAGCGACCUUCCCCUACGUGGUCCUCUUCAUCCUGCUGGUCAGAGGUGUCACUCUACCCGGAGCCUACGACGGCAUCAUGUACUACAUCAAACCUGAUUGGUCCAAACUGCUGGAGGCUCAGGUGUGGAUAGACGCCGGGACUCAGAUCUUCUUCUCCUACGCCAUCGGACUGGGAGCUCUGACGGCGCUGGGCAGCUACAACCGCUUCAACAACGACUGCUACAAAGACGCCUUCGUCUUGGCUCUGAUCAACAGUGGAACCAGUUUCUUCGCUGGUUUCGUCGUGUUUUCUAUUCUGGGCUUCAUGGCCAAUGAGCAGGGAGUCGACAUCUCACAGGUCGCUGAGUCAGGUCCAGGUCUGGCGUUCAUUGCGUAUCCGAAGGCCGUCAGUCUGAUGCCGGUGGCUCCGCUCUGGGCGGCGCUCUUCUUCUUCAUGCUGCUGCUGCUGGGGCUGGACAGUCAGUUCGUCGGCGUUGAGGGUUUUGUCACUGGAAUCCUGGAUCUGUUCCCUGGACAAUACAACCAUCGAUAUAAAAGGGAGAUCGCCGUGGCGAUAUGCUGUUUACUGUGCUUCAUUAUUGAUCUCUCCAUGGUGACGCAGGGAGGGAUGUACGUCUUCCAGUUGUUUGACUACUAUUCGGCCAGUGGAAUGACUCUGUUGUGGCAAGCAUUCUGGGAAUGCAUAAUAGUUGCCUGGGUCUACGGUGCUGACCGCUUCAUGGACGAUGUGGCUCGUAUGAUUGGCUACCGUCCUUUCCCCUGGAUGAAGUGGUGCUGGUCCUUCAUCACUCCAUGUGUCUGCCUGGCCAUCUUCAUGUUCCACCUGUUCAACUACAAACCUCUGACCUACAACAAUGUGUAUGUGUACCCGUGGUGGGGCGAGGUGAUUGGCUGGUGUAUGGCUUUGUCCUCCAUGCUCUGCAUCCCCGUCAGUGUCCUCUACAAACUGUUCAGAGCAAAGGGAACAUUCAAAGAGCGCUGGGCCCACCUGACCACUCCGGUGUGGGGGGCCCAUCACCUGGAGUAUAUGGCCCCCGACGUCAGAGACCUGACGCUGAUCUCACCCGGCAACGACGACAACAAGGUCAUCAUCUUUGAGAGCGUCAUGUAGUCUGGGCUCCACCAAUCACAGAGCUCCAUCUCCAUCCAUCCCACCGAGCACCUCGACCUCAGAGAUCAAUCAGCUGAUCAGAGCUUCAUCUGCUUCUCGAUAGGAAAAAAUCAAUCCCUCAAUGAAAAGAUGUUCUUACUGAUGGCGUCUCGCUACGUCCGACGCCAGGUCGAGCUUCCUCUAUCUUGGAUUAAUGGAAUCAAUGGAAGCUUGUGUCGAUGGGGGAGUGCAAACACACACCUACCUACCUGUUAGAGGGCCAUUACACACACACACACACACACACAUACCUGUUAGACGGCCAUUACACACAGACACACACUCUCUCACACACCUUUGACCUCUGUGUGUGUCGAGGCCAUUUGUUGAGACAGAAUUUUAGACAAACAGACUGAGCCCCAGAAACGAACUGAGGUCGUUUGCGUCGUAACAGGAAUUAAAACGUUCGGUCCUUCAGUCACGUGAUGAAACGUUGAGAUGUGCUCACUUCCUGUUAAGGCUCAUUUGUUCUGACUUUAUGUUCGAGGAGAGAAACAUCCCACAUACUUCAAUGCAUCCUUUACGUUGCCAUGGUUUAUAAGCAAUACAUCCACUAGAGGGCAGCGCAGGGUCAAAAGCAGUCGCAACGUAAAAGGCGACAGUUCAAUUCACCAACUCAAAUUUCUUCCUUCCUUCCUUUUGUGUCCUAUGGUCAUCUUGCUUUAACUAUUGGUUACACUGCCCCCAACGGCUUCCUGUGGUACUGCUUCAUUUAGUCUGUUUCAUCCGUAAUGAACGUAACAAAAUGAACGCACAGUACAGACAGGAAGCUCCGUCGUUUUCACUAUACUUAUCCAAAGUUGAGCAUAAAUGAGCCUUAAUAGGUAAAAUAAAAAAUAAAAGUUUCCACGCUCAUUUACACUUAAAACUGAAACUCAAUUUCAAAGAAAACAUUCCUGUUACGGGGUAACCAACGGUCCCUGAACUGACCACGCUGCCAGGAAGCUGAGCUCAAUGAGCCCGGAACGCAUCAUCAGACUGAUCCUGGUUCUGCUUUAGUCCUGAGUUUUACUUUGACCUUUAACCUUUGACGUCUUUAAGUCUGUCGGCACUUUAUUUGACACUUUGAUUGUUCUGAAUUCUGAGGUUCAGGGUUUCUGUUCUGUUCUCAAGUUCAAUACUGUGAAUCACCAGCUCCGACUACUGAUCCCAGAACAGUCCUGACUGCUGGGCAGCGUGUGACUCUUUGACCGUUGACCUCUGACCUGUCGCUCAGAGGCAGAUCCUGUAUCAGAGGGAAGGUUCCAGUGAGGAUUCAGUCGUUGUGUUUGCUGAUGAGAACUUUCAACGGGACUCGGGUCUUCGAGCUCGACCUUUUACUCUGAAGCAAAACAAACGCAAAGUUAAAUUCAUCUUAACUCAAGCGCAACAUUGUUUUUAGAUCCGGAACUUUCAAACAACAGAGACAACAAAUCUAAUAAAUGUAAUAAUCAGUCACUUUUAUUCAAGUAAUUCAUUAAGAGAAAAGGCCAAACAUUAGUUCAACUUCUUCAUCGUUCUGAUUAUUUUCUCACAUUUUACAGAUCAAUGAUAUUUGAUCAACAGACGUCGUUUAAACUACAAAACAUCACAGACUGAAUCUCACUGGAUCUGACCUUUGACUUCUCUUCGUUCUGGAUACGACCUCAGGUUGGGCUUCGUUCCCCCCCCCCCCUUCCUUCCGGUCGACUGAAGUGCCAAACGAAACAAUUCGCGCUCAACGCUGCCAAUAAUCAACCCGAUCACUCAUCUCUGCCUCGUCUCCUCAGUCUCAUGAACGCUGAGCUCCUCCUGCCGAACAUCUCGCUCUCGUCCGGCGCUCCGUCUGAUUUACGAUCGUCACAAACGGAAGCUGUCAGUAAAACGUUGAUCUGAAAGUGUUCACGCAGCCACUCAUCGUACUCAGGUGAGAUUCAGUUUAUCUCUUACGCUGACGGACGUCGCUCGAAGACCGAAACCUUUUAAUGGACGUUUCUGUUCAUACGUCGUCACAGAAACUAGUCAAUUUACCUGAGCAGAUUUUUAAACAUAAUUUUUCACUCAUUACGAACAUGUGAAAAGAAAAAUUUGCUAUAAUGUUGAAAAUCGGUUUUAGCGUCUGUGGUUCCCUUCACUGGAGAGCGACUCUUAAAAAGACGUUUCACUGUUAACGUCCUGGCGUUCACCGUCCGUCAAAUCCAGCGAGAGCAAAGACUUUGGUCCAAUCAGCUGGUGGCGAGAUGAGAGCCGGAGGACUCAACGUGAUGCCACGCGUUGCCUUACGUCGUUGUCUUAAAUCUAGAGCCCGAACGGUUGACGAGCCAAACCCGGAGCCCUGCAGGACAUCCUGUGUACGGCUCCGGCUCACAUCCCACCAAUCAGCAGUCUGCACGGGCGUGUCUACAACUCUGUCUCCUAGCAACCAGUCACCUUCCACGUGUCACAGGGAAACGUAAUGAUUGGAAUGUAAGACGAAGUAAAACUACAUGCAAUUGCACAUUGUUAUAAAAUAAUGUUGCCAGCACUUUUAAAUAGAUUUGUGUUAGAAAUUGUGUUUUGUUUUACAUAUUGUAAAAAUAAUUCAGAGAUUUAUUUUGUGGAGGCUUUUAUUUUGCUGAUACAUAAACUCUGACAAAUAUAUAUAUUGAAUAUCUUUGUGUGUAUCUAUAUUUGAUGCAGUAUGUAAAUGUGAUGACUGCGAAGAGGAUUUCUGAUUGUUCACGUUUAGCCAGCGAACACGAGCAACGAGCCGCGCCGACCGACGCCGGCUGCGACCAACUCCAGCUUCAGGCUACCUCACUCCUCGUUCAGACGUUCAACGUAGAACUUGUUUUAGCUUUUUAGGAAAAUGUUUUGUCAGCAGGAGGCGAUGGUGGAAGGUGUUUCUGGAAACGUUUUCCCGCCUCGUCCUGUUUCGUGUUGCAGCUUUAGAGGUUCUCGAACAUCGAGGGAAAUUAAAUAAACUGAAAACCUGCAGGAGGCAAAUUUUUUUGCUGUGAUUUGAAAAACAAACGAAAAACUUCAGACAAAAUGAAACGUGGACGUUGAACGUGUCACAUGUUUGUGCGUCUGUGGUCAUGACAACCACGCAUGUUGGUGCGGAGAGGCCUUGAAGUAGUGUCUCACUGGCUAAGGUGAACAAGCAGCGAGGGGCGGGGCUUUUAUUUGGCGAGUUUGCUGCGAUGCAGUGAUGUUAAGGCUGUCGAGGCUUCGUGUGGCUCUGAACACACUACGAAAGGGAAUUUUAUUUUCAUUUACUUUUCUGAUUUCUAAUUCUCAAAGUGCUUAAGUGUUUGAUGAGUUUUAGCUUUAGAGGAUUUUAGUUAUUUUUUUCUGUGUUUUAUUUUGUUGAAUAUCAGUGUUUACCCCCCCCCCCCCUAAAACAAUAAUUCUGUCUGCUUUUCUAAUUUGAUAAAAAUGAUUUGCACAUAUUUUACAUGACGACAAACGAAGAAACUUUUAAGAUUAAACAUAGAUUCAGAUUUGAGAAGUGAAGCUGCUGCUGGUUCACUAACAUCAACUACAUAUCCCAGCAUGCAGUGGGACUGAACCAUGGUUCAUUCAAGAAAACGAUUCUUCAGGAGAAAUGAAAUCAAACAAUCAUUUGAGGAUUAAAAACUUCUGUAAGUUUGAAUGAAAUCAUUUCAGAUGAACUUUGUCGUUUUCACCCAAAAAUUGUAUUGGUUAAAAAAUCAGUUGAAUUAAAGACAAGAAUCUGAUGAUUUCCAACAAAGGCAGAUUUAAAGAGACAGUAACAGAUUAUUCGAUGUUAAACGAGUAGGAAAGUUGUCGUAGUCGAGUCUGAAGUGCCACUAACGUCACUAAUGAAACUAACGGGAGGCAGUAUUUUAUAGAAACAUCUCAUUUUAAACUUUUAUUUUUAAAGUGAAGUUUUUUUUAAUGGAGCCUCGGAGGGUUGGAGCCUGAAAAAGAUUCAAAUCUGCAAAUGAAAAUGUACAUUUACCAAAAUCUAAUGUUGUUUCAUGUCAUUUUGUCUUUGUGCUCUUCUGCCAAAAAAACUACAACAUGUUGUGACAGUAUUUUUGAAGAGAGACGGAGGACGGCAGCUGAGGUCAGAGAAAAUAAGACUGUAAAGUUUUCUGGAGUGAAAAUCGUCAAACGCUGGUUUGAAUCCUCACGUUUACUUGAUGAUUCUUUCAGGGUUCGAGGUUCGGAGACAGACUGAUGUUCUCAAUGCGAUCACUCUCUACAACAUGAAACUCGUCUGAAAAACUUCUCAGUAUUUUUCUAUGAACCUCUUUAAUUCUGCUGCUCCACUGAUUUUUCCCUUUUAAACCUUUUAUGUUUUUAUGGCUAAAAUGUAAAAUGAAUAGAAAGAUCACGUCCUUCACCACAAAGCUUUUAUAAAUAUAAAAUAUGUUCCAUGUAUUUUCAGCCUGUUCUGUGGCGACAAGGAAAAUAUAAAAUACAAAAAUGGAUUUAUGCAGAUUUAAUCUACAUAUUGUUUUUCAAACUUUGCUGUGAUAUAAAAUAUGUUAAGAUUUAAAUGAGAUAUUUUGAUUUUAAUAUUUAUUAAAAAAGUAUAAAAACUAAUCGAAAGAAUCCAGUCACUACAUUUGUUCUUGAAGCUGUUUAUUUUCUAUGGUUUUAUUAUAAAGAUUUAUUCUAGUUAAAUGAUUAUUUUUUGCAAAUAUCAGAUUUUUAUCUAAAUAUUUUUACUUUGCUUUUGAAAUCUCAGACUUUUUUUACGAGGAUUCCCUAAAACCUAGAUGAUGAAAUAUGAAAUAUGAGUGAAGCCGUCAUCAGUCUGUCUCUAACACUGAGUGAUGUCACAGUGAUGUCACAGUGAUGUCACAGUGAUGUCAGCUGACUGACAGGUGACUUAUGCUGUAAACUAUGGACGUAUUAUAAGAACUGGAUACUGGACAAUAACACAGAAUGUAUUACAUUUUAAAAACGUCUCUUUAAGUGGACGUCUGAAAUGUUUCAGUUGCAGUACUAUACGUGGCCACUGGGUGGGGCUAGCUAAGGUAUCCAGCUCUUCAUACGUUCAUGGUGUGAACUGAACAAACUAUGCAAAGAGUCUCAGCUCUGAAGUUUUCUGUGGUUUGGACGAACAGUCUGACGGAAACGACUCGAAACGUUGAUGAACAUGUUCCGACAAACGAAAACUUUCUGUUCAAACAACGUGAAAAUGUGGGAGUUUGAUUCAUAAAACAAAAAAAAACGUUAAACAUGAUAAAUGAUUUGUGUUUCUCCCUCCAGACUUUCAAAGAAUAUUCAGAGAAGCCACGAUUACAGAAAAUGUUUUCAGACAAAUGAAACCAAUACAAUCUAAAUUAUUAUUAUUUACGACCUCAGUGUUUCUAACAUUCGGUCGAUUCUGAGACCAAAAGUUUCGGUGAGAAAAAAGUUAAUCAGAAAGAACCAACGGAGUCAAAAGAAUCUGUUCUGUUCGUCCACUGCAGGUUGUGAUUAUCGACACUGUCGCACAUACGACAGCGUGUUUCCUUCAGCGGAGAGCAACACUGCCCCCUGCUGAGGGGGGGUUGAAAAAAAGAUUGUCAAUGAUUUUAGAGCCAAAACACUUUUAACCUACACAUUUAAAAACAACAGAAUCUUAAAGGGAACGUUCUUCUUUCACGGACUCAUCACAUUAACUCUACAACGUGUCACUGGUGCUGCCGUAAAACUACCAAAAUCUUUGCUCUUUAAACUAAAUAACCUUCUUACCUUUUACGUUUUUUUGAAAGCUGAUGUUGUAGCAGUGUGACCAGCAGGGGGCGCUGUCCUCUGGUGGGAAAUACCAUUGUGUUUGGGCUGGAAACAGAGAAAACGUUACAAAGAAUAAAGACGUGUUUGAAUUCAACGAGAUGUUAUAAAGUUAUUUGAACUGAAAGAAGAGGAUUAAAAAUGUGGUUGUGAUAAAAGUUUGUUGUAAUUGGAGUUUACAGAAUCUAAACGGACUCAUGAUGUUUAAAUAUUUAAUGUAAGAACAUCCGACACAAAGCUAUGAUCUUAAUGUUGCAUCUGAUGUAAAGUGCAACAUGGUCAGCGGUUGUGUUGUCUAGAAAGAGUUGAGUCAAGAAUAAUCCUGUUUUAUAAUAAUCUAUAAAACAUUUUUAGAUUCAGUGUAAUUUACACUUUGACAGAACGACAUCAUCCCUGAUGCCCACGAUGAAUAAUUCUCUGUAACGUUACGUAGAAACCAAACCAACAAAUCUUUUUAGAAUCAGAUGAAACACUUCCUUCUACCACCAGAGUCUUUUCUCAGUUCGGUGCCGAAACUGAGUCAAAUUUGGGGAAAUCUUCAGUUGUUCUGAUUUGCAAACAUUUGCUGAAGCUCCUCCUCUUUUUCCCGCCCAAACUGAGCUACUUGCUGACCUCAUUCAUCCCAGCAUCGGCCAUUUUGUUGUAACUGUGUCUGUGACUUCCUGUAAAUCGCCGUCUUCCAUCCAGAACUGUAGAUUUCUAGAGUCGAUUAGGUGAAAAGUAUCUCGACGAACUAACAUCUGUGUUCCCGACGGUGACGACACUCUGGGCUCGACGUAAACGAGUCACCAGCCAAAACCUUUGAGCCCAGAUGAUGUCAGUUGUUCUUCAUUGACCUUUGACCCCUGUGAGGGUCUCCAUGCUGUAUCCACUGUGAUCGUUGUGCUCGUCCACCACCGACUAAACCAAUAGCAAUAAAACCAGCAUCUUGAAAAACA